This is a messenger RNA of Capsella rubella, 1261 nucleotides long. Its product is annotated as HD domain-containing protein 2 homolog. Gene Ontology annotation, cellular component: cytoplasm. Gene Ontology annotation, molecular function: 5'-deoxynucleotidase activity. Bases 168 to 953 code for a protein of 261 amino acids. The record is from RefSeq and is a predicted model, not a curated record. The transcript has 8 exons. Lineage: Eukaryota; Viridiplantae; Streptophyta; Magnoliopsida; Brassicales; Brassicaceae.
AGUAAUUGGGCUGAGUUUGGUUGCUGAUGAUGUACACGGGUAAGAGAACCCCGACCCGACCCGACACGGAACAAUUAGAUCCGCGUCUCUCUCUCGCUGGCUUACUCAAAGGAGCUGCAAUAAAACAACGAAUAAACCAAUUCUAAAUUUCAUAGAAUCGAUCAUCUAUGGCGGUGAUUACUCCAGCUACACGUUUCGCGCCGCCGCUGAAUCGGCCUUUUCACCGCCGGUCGACACUCGCCUCGCUUCAUUGCUCCUCUAAGAACUUCCUCUUCCUCGGAAAACCCACUCCGAGCUCGACGAUCGUCGCGGUCCGGUGCCAGAAACCUGUUUCCGACGGGAUUAGCUCUAUGGAACCCAUGAAUCAUGUCUCUUCCGCUGCAUCUUCUGUUUCCUCUUCGAUCGAUUUCUUAACGUUGUGCCAUCGGCUCAAGACAACAAAGAGAAAAGGGUGGAUUAAUCAGGGGAUAAAUGGACCUGAAUCAAUUGCUGAUCAUAUGUACCGUAUGUCUCUAAUGGCACUUAUAGCUGGUGAUCUUACGGGAGUUGACAGAGAAAGGUGUAUAAAAAUGGCAAUUGUGCAUGACAUCGCUGAAGCUAUUGUUGGAGAUAUUACACCAUCUGAUGGUGUGCCUAAGGAAGAAAAGAGUAGGAGGGAGAAAGCAGCUUUAAAAGAGAUGUGUGAGGUUCUGGGUGGAGGCCUCAGAGCGGAGGAGAUCACAGAACUUUGGCUGGAGUAUGAAAACAAUGCUUCUUUAGAAGCAAAUCUAGUAAAAGACUUUGAUAAGGUUGAGAUGAUUCUCCAGGCGCUAGAAUAUGAAGCUGAACACGGGAAAGUGCUUGACGAAUUUUUCAUAUCGACAGCAGGCAAGUUUCAAACCCAAAUUGGAAAAAGCUGGGCCGCUGAAAUCAACGCUAGGAGAAAAAGCCAGUUGACAAACAGACAGAGAUAGUAAACUCCAGUUGCAUCAUACCUUUUUAGUUAUCUCCCUCAACCCACUCAACGGUAGAAUCCCCAAAACUAAGCAGACACCUCUUGAGCCAAAAGGUACAAGCUUCUAGUGAAAAUUUCAGUUUUGUAGUUCAACGAACACAAGUCCCGGUUUUGACCUUCCCUUAUGGUUUUACUAGUUUGAAGUAGGUCCAGACUUUUAGACAUUCUGGUUAACAUGAACUACGAACUCAAGAAUAUGCUUGUUUUUUUUUUGAGAAAAGUGAUCACACAGUUUCUCUUAUUAAAAUCUUGAUUCGAGCUUCCUAA